Messenger RNA from Guyanagaster necrorhizus, 572 nucleotides. RefSeq lists its product as uncharacterized. The transcript is spliced from 3 exons. The record is from RefSeq and is a predicted model, not a curated record. The coding region runs from base 99 to 440 and encodes 113 amino acids. Lineage: Eukaryota; Fungi; Basidiomycota; Agaricomycetes; Agaricales; Physalacriaceae.
AUCGCGGCCGGCAUUAUUUACCAUACUUGGUGUGACAGCUUCAAGCCCCUUCAUUACUCUGUUCCUUGCCAGCUAACACUGACGAAUAACGGUUGAGCAUGGAUGUCCCCACAAAGGUCAAGCUUCUACCUCCCAAACCCGACCUCACCUUCACCAGACCUCCCAAAUCGAAGAUUGCUCUGUUUUUCUGGCGUUGGCGCAUAUGGUUUGAAUCCACCUUCGUGUUGUCAAUGUUGGAACCUUGGGAAAAGAUCAUGCUCCUCACCAUGUUGUUCAUAUGCUCUUCAUUCGUCCUCUCGGCGCUCUUCAGACACAUAUACCAAGAUAUUGGCGGGCUGCAACAGCGCGUCGUGUAUUACUUGCUUGGACCGGAAGCAGACAAAACAGUUAUAUGUGAUCAGGUGAACGACUGUGUUGGUGGAGGAAACAGCGAACUUUAGUUACCUUACAUACAGUACGCGACUUGUUGUCAUAUUAAAGUAUUUCGGGUUUGCAUUGCAGGGAAUAAUAUUUACGACAUCCAUUAGAUCAUGACCUACAACGAGCUAGAGGCUCAGGGGCUUGGGGGGAAG